UACUUUGAAGACCACUUCCUGUUUCCGGUCUCUUUAGUAAAUUAUUGUGAACUUGACUCUGCGGCAGCAGAGGAGAGAGAGAGAGACGGACGGUCAUCACCUGUCAGCGGACCUGAGGGAAGACUAAACCGUAUAUACAUAUACACAGGCGGAGUCAUGAUGACGUCAGAGAACCCGGAGCACAGUGAUGACAUCAGCGUCCUGCCCCCGCAGGAGCUGGAGCCCCCGAGGGAGGAGGACGGACACUGCCCCCUGCCUUUCAGGCUGCAGCUGAUCGAUGACCUGUCUUAUGAAGACGUGAAGAAGUGCUACAGAGGAUCGACUGUCAGCAAGUACAACUCUCAGUAUCACAAACUGUUCAAGACUGUCCCAAAAGAGGAGAUCCUGAUGAAAGUGUACUCCUGUGCCUUGUUAAGGGACAUCCUGCUGCAGGGACGACUCUACAUCUCCAGAAACUGGUUGUGUUUCUACGCAAACCUGUUUGGUAAAGACAUCAAGGUUUGUAUUCCUGUCGUGUCGGUUCGUCUGGUGAAGAAACAUAAGACUGCAGGUCUGGUACCAAACGGUCUGGCCAUCACCAUGGAUACUGGACAGAAGUAUGUGUUUGUGUCCCUUCUGUCCAGAGACAGUGUCUAUGACGUCCUCAGGAGGAUCUGCACUCACCUGCAGGUGGACGGGAAGAGUCUGAGUCUGAAGCAGUACCUGGAGGAGCCCAGCUCUCUGUCUAUGGACGAGUUUCCAGAGGUGUUAAAGUGGAGGAGGAAGCCGUCGCUGCCUGCUGUCUCCGCCUCCCUCCCUGACUUGCUGGGAAACUCCGCCCCCAGCCUCGCCCCCGACGAGCCCUUCAGCACACACACACUCUCUGAUAUCAGUCUGGAGACGGAGAAGAUCCUGCUGACAGAACCAGUACCUGAACUGGAUCCCGUGGAGUAUCAGCUGCUGAAACUCUUCAUCCUCCUUGUCUUCCUGCUCGUCCUGUCCUCCUGUUACCUGGCCUUCAGAGUGUGUCGUCUGGAGCAGCAGCUCAGCUUCCUGAGCAGCCAGCCCACACUGAGAGACAGGUGUGGAGAGUCGCCGUGCUGGCUGACCAAUCAGAGGACAGGAACCUGACACCGAGUCAACACCGAGUCAACACUGAGUCAACACUGAGUCAACACUGAGUCAACGCAGUCCACGGAUUGAAUCUGCACUUCAGUAGACUGGCCAUUAGGGGGCGGCGGUGUGUGGUGAGAGGCGAAAGCUCUCCGGCGGAGACUGAACCGUCUGUCAGCAGCAGCUGACCUCUGACCCCCGCUGGCAGUUUGUUGCCAUAGAGACGUCACAGUAGUCGACACAAGCCGUAGACUGACCUCUGACCUGUGUGUGUCUCGGUGGACAUGUCGAGACGAGACGCAGGGAAACGACAGCACGCUGGGACGUGAGUCGGGUGUGGGCGGAGCCACUGAUGACUGACAGGAUUACGUUUUUGUUUUCUUUGAAAAUGUCUCGUCUUAAAGCUCGGGUCAGUAAGUUUGGAAAAGAUAGCGAUACAUGCCACCUCCUCUCACCGACCCUCUUUUCUAAACUCCGCCCCCAAAGUACAGGAAGUGGUUUAUUUUGUGAUGCUUCGGUAACAUUGUACAGUUUGUAAGUCGAUGUCUGUAUUUGAGUCGCGUAGAUAAAGAGCGUGGAGAGGUCACAUGACCGUCGCUGUGGCACACGUCACAUGACUGAAGCUAAUGAAGACAAUAGACGGCGAAUAAGAUUGUAGGACAGCUAGUAGCACUAGUGAGUGAAGUCCGAACUACCUCACUAGUGCUACAGUAGACAUUUUGACACUAGUUAUGUCAAACACAUCUUACUAGUACUACUACUACUGGUCAUUUUGGAACUACUAGUAGUACUAGCGAGGUACGAAUACCUAACUAGUACAACUAGUGGGCAUUUUGGAACUACCAGUAGGAUCCAGAGGGCUACUAGUGCUUGACACAUGCCAACUAGUGGGGCCUAGUAGUGUUACUAGUGCGGCUCAUUAGUUUACCAGUAAGGUUUGGUUGAUACUCGGUGUCAAACAUGAUUACUAGUAAGACACUAGUGAGCAGAAUGGCCUUACUAGUACACGGAAUUUAUGUAAAUAAAUGCUGAAACAGUCACAUGACUGAAGCUAAGCUCUGUGAUUGGUCGUCUGGACAAGUCGUCGACAAAAAUACAUAUCGAGGAUAUCCCAGAAGUCUUUGCGUUUUUGUAAAACUUUAUUAAAGCUGAAUGUUGAAGUGACUUUUUUAUAAUAUUACUAAAGUAAAAGUCUUAAAGUAUAAGACAUUUACUGAACUUAAGUAUAAACGUCAUUUUCUGAUAUAAAAUGCACUUAAAAAAGUGAUUGCAGCAUGUGAAUGGGUGAAAACUGGAGUGUAAAGCUCUGAAUAAGACCAUAAUAUCAACUCUUCUUCUUCUUCUUGUGAUUUUAUUUGCUAGUAACGCGUCACAAAGAGAGUUAGAGGAAAUAUGCUAGAAAUAUAGAACUAACAAAGUAAAGUACAGAUAUGUGACUUUUGUCAGUACAAACUGUCUGAACUGUCCAUUUAAUAAAUGGUGUCUGAGACCUUUGACCUUUGA
This is a messenger RNA of Solea solea (common sole), 2595 nucleotides long. RefSeq names its product GRAM domain-containing protein 2A. Lineage: Eukaryota; Metazoa; Chordata; Actinopteri; Pleuronectiformes; Soleidae. Gene Ontology annotation, cellular component: endoplasmic reticulum membrane; extrinsic component of cytoplasmic side of plasma membrane; organelle membrane contact site. Gene Ontology annotation, biological process: regulation of store-operated calcium entry. Bases 157 to 1110 code for a protein of 317 amino acids. The record is from RefSeq and is a predicted model, not a curated record. The transcript has 12 exons. Gene Ontology annotation, molecular function: phosphatidylinositol-4,5-bisphosphate binding.